AUGGAUCAAUGUCGCCGACACAGGACUCCAGGCGAGCAACUCUAUGACUAUCAUACGGCUUUGCAAAAUCUCGCUUUUGAUGCAUCUCCUACUGCGUUAUUCGUUGAUUUCCAGAAGUCUGUAACGACAUCGUCAAAUUUGGUUACUCGUCGAAAGGUCACCCAAGCCUUUUCUGGCAGUCGUAGAAAUCAUGCCACUUUGGCAUCGCUGAACAGAGGCCACCACCGUCGCGACCUGAUCAGACUCAAUGCGGGAUCGAAGAAAAAGCUCUCACCACUUGGUGCAAAGCGUCGCAAGGAACCAUGGCCACUUACCAAAUCGGAGAGGCAGGACGCACUGGCAAGAGACAGGAACAGAGCAGCAUUGAGAAGCGAACGGGCUGAAGAGGAGGAGCAAGACGAAGACGAAGACGACUCCAUUCGUCCUUCGGAGACCAAGGAAUUGGUAUUGUCUGAGCAGGGAACUGGCUCACGAAGCAAAGAGCUAUUGAACAAACAGGAAAAGGAAGAUCGAAAACUAGCCAGAAGGGCUUCAAAGGAGGUGGAACAAUUCUACCAGGAUCCAUUAAAGCUCGCUGACGGCGUCUUGAAAAGACUGAAAAUACCGGAUAUUGAGGGUGCCUUGCGCCUUGUCCGAGCAAGUGAAACCUUCGAGAUCAAGAAUAUCGUCAGUUGGAACCAUUGCAUAGAUUGGUACAUGGGCCAAGGUGAAGUCAAGCAAGCUCUAAAAAUUUACAACGAGUUGAAAAAGAGAGGCCACAUGCCGGAUGCGUACACAUAUACUAUCAUGCUAAGGGGUUUCAGUCAGCAUGUUCGUUAUCCAAAUGCUGUAAAGGAAGCUCUAAAGGUCUACAAUUCCAUCUUCGCACCCAACAGUACUGUUCUAGCAAGUACGAUACACACGAACGCUAUCAUAAACGUUUGUGCAAGGGGUGGAGAUCUGGAUAGUCUCUGGGCAGUUGUUGCUCGGUUACCUGAAACUGGAGCUGGUAGCCCUGAUCGAUUGACGUAUACAUUGAUCCUAAAUGCUAUCAGAGAAUACACUAUACGUGAAGUUGCAAGAAGUGCAGAUAGGGUCAGGACUAAAGGAGACGAUGUGUCUCUUGCAGCCGAGAGGAAGCUGCUGUUUGAGCGCGCUGUGGCCGACGGCCGAAAGGUAUGGGAAGAUGUCUCUGUGAGGUGGAGGAGAGCAAAUCUAGUCAUUGACGAAAAACUUGUGUCCGCGAUGGGGCGUCUGUUACUCGGUUGUGGUGUAGGCAAGGACAUGGAGCAGGUCUUCGAUCUUGUCGAAUCUACCAUGAACAUAUGGAUCCCGGAAAGGAAGAAAAGGAAAAAUCAGACAUCUUCAAUGGAUGCAUCCUCGAUCGAACCUGACUCUGCAUCUGAAGCCACGAUGUCUGCAGGGUUGACAAAGUCGACGGAACCAUUCACGAACUCGUCAACACUGCCUCUCGACGACACAAACGUCUACGCUGUUCCUGGAAGAUUGACACUUGCUUUACUGAUGGAGGCGUGUUCCCUUCACAAACCUCUGAAUCACCUGGCACCGUCUUAUUGGCACCUACUGACCAAUCCAGAUAAGAAGUACAGAAUCAAACCAGACGCUGCAAAUAUCACUGCCUACCUCAGAAACCUUCGUGUGAACCGAGCUAGUGCCGAGGCGUUCAAAGUACUGUCUCAGAAUUGGCCCGAUGAUGUUGCGAAGCUUCUUUACCAACGAGGACCAUUCAUUAUUGCUCUCUCGACAUGUGCACGAGACAAGAACAAUCCAAAUGUGUUCAAGACUGCUCAGAAAUUGCUGAAGUUAAUGCAGGACAAGUUGGAGCAGAACGAGGUUGGAAUGUACAAGGAGAAAGACGCCCUCAACGAUAUGACUGGCGAGGAGCGACACGAAUAUAUACUAGAGCAGAAACAGGCUAUGAAGAAGAUGACCGACGAAGAGCGUGCCGAGUUCGAGCGAUCAAAGGAUGGUGUGCAGUCACUUCCUGUUGCUCCAAAGGCUCUACAGUAUUUUGUUCAGCUUGCAAUGGACACCACUGUUGGUUGGUCCGAAGGUGUUAGAGGUAAAGAUGAUGGCACACAAUUUGAAAGAGAUCCCACCAAGAACCACACCAUGGUCGCACUCAAAACAGUGGGACCAUUGAACUAUCCAUUAAAAUAUUUGGUGAGGUUGAAGGUCGAGGAGACUGAGUCCAACCAAGUGCAGCGAAAGUCCAGAAUUCCAAGAUCGUCUGCUGCAGCUAAGACGCAGGUUGCUGAGGAUCUUCCUGAAAUGAUAGGACUCAUGCGUAUCAUGAUAUCUGCCUAUGACAAAAUCGUCGAGGUUGCUGAAAGGUUCAAGAGCAUUCCCGGGAAAGCACCGCUAGACGAGCAACUGGUUGCUCACUACAAAUCAUGGGCGCGGACAUACACUAUUUAUAUGGCAAGAAUUAAUAAGAAACUUGGAAUUAACAAUAGGAGGCCUCAACUCAAUGAAGUGGAUGAUCUACCUGAAAAGGGAGAGGCUGAGAAGGACGAAGAUAUGGUUUCACCUGAAAUCGAACGUCGAAUUAGGAUGGUUCUAGGUGAGGUCGACGAGCAAAUCAUGGAUGAUCGGGCGCAAAAGAAAGGUUUCAAGAAUAAUUUCUUUCCUGGUGACCGGAGAUCACGAGAACCAGCACUCAAGAUUCAUUCUAGGAUACAGAAAGCGGAACGUGACACUUUACUUAACCGAAAAAUGGAACAACAUUUUCCAAAGAACGACUACGGCGUGCUCAACGAAGACCUUGAGGUUGAGAUGGGAGAGAAUGCUAGAAGAGCCAUCGAGAUGCAAGAUCGUCGCAGGAAUCCCUCCACGUUUGAUGUCCUUGGCAAUCGAGCGGAUACACCAGAAGCUCUUGCCUCCAUGAGCGCUAAGCAGCGUUAUAGGCGCCGGGAGGAGCUGAAGCAAGUUGAUCAAGUCAAUACCAAACGUAGAAAGCAGCCAAUGAUCGGCGAUGAGCUUGGUCUCGACGAUGAGAACCAGGAUGAGUCUCGACAGUCGUGGUCUCGGACCUCAACGACGAAAGGAGACACUCGACGCGCGCAAGAAGAUGUACCAUUCACAAGUUCUACUAACGAGACGGACAGUGCGAUGCAACCAGCGAAAGGCAGCAUUCUUAACAGGGGUGAUAUUAAGGGUGCCUGGCAGAGGUCGACGACCAGGCCCGGACGAAAGUUCGGGAAUGUUGGUAUUGCCAACAACAAUGUACAAAAGAAAUCUCCCUUCAAGCACAAUACCAUGUACAAUUAG
Lithohypha guttulata is the source of this 3270-nucleotide messenger RNA. RefSeq lists its product as uncharacterized. The record is from RefSeq and is a predicted model, not a curated record. The coding region runs from base 1 to 3270 and encodes 1089 amino acids. The transcript has 2 exons. Lineage: Eukaryota; Fungi; Ascomycota; Eurotiomycetes; Chaetothyriales; Trichomeriaceae. Gene Ontology annotation, molecular function: protein binding.